This is a messenger RNA of Hyaloscypha bicolor E, 4685 nucleotides long. RefSeq names its product TPR-like protein. Gene Ontology annotation, cellular component: Ski complex. Gene Ontology annotation, molecular function: protein binding. The record is from RefSeq and is a predicted model, not a curated record. Lineage: Eukaryota; Fungi; Ascomycota; Leotiomycetes; Helotiales; Hyaloscyphaceae. The transcript is spliced from 2 exons. Bases 113 to 4381 code for a protein of 1422 amino acids.
AGCAUCGCCCACAGACAUCACACAUCACGCAUCGCAACAGAACAGAGCAAAUCACUCGCACGUGCCGCUCUCUGCUGAACCCAGAUAUGCCAGGCAUCGAGGCAUUUGAAUCAUGUCAGGACCCAAGGCAGCGCUGAAAGCCAUCGGCGCGGCCAUCAAGUCCCAAAAAUAUGACGAUGCCAUCCAGGAGGCCCAGAAGUUGCUGGCCGCAGACCCCAAGAGCUAUCAAGGGUCUCUAUUCCUAGGGUUCGCCCUCAGCAAACAGAAUAAAAACGAAGAGGCCGAGAAGGCGUACGAGUCUGCGACGAAACUCAAAUCCUCCGAUCCUCAAGCAUGGCAAGGGCUUAUCCAGCUAUACGAGAAGCAGGGCAGUCACAAAUUGGAGUUAUACCAGACUGCGGCUUUGAGAUUGGCCGAAAUCUACCAAGCAGCGGACGACAAGUACAAAUGUCAAGUUGUCGUUGACACGUUCCUCGGAUUUGCAAAGAACCAAGGCACUCGUCUCCAAUGUAAGAAAGCCCAAGAGAUUGUCCUACCAACCAGUCCCAUCUACGAUUACCUAGAAGGUCGCAUCCCGCACCCAGGCCACACAUACCAGAUUAUGGCACAGAUUACGGAGUUUGAGGAGAAAGAACGCAUCAACAAGGAUAUUGGAGAACGAAGGACCAGACUUGGAGCGAAAAUUGGACAAGUCACUGUUGAGGUCAAACGCGAGGUGUUACGAGACAGUGAUUUGGAAGAAUUAUACGAAAAAAUCAUUGACUGGAGUAAUGAUGAUGAGAUACGACGCCAAUAUGAAGAAAAGCUCCUCCAAAGAUGUCUAGAUGUAUUGAUUAUCCUUCCACCAGGAGAGCAAAAGGUCGAGAGACGCAACAAAGUUUUGAAAUUGGCAAACGACAUGGUCAUCAUCAAGCACCCUUACAAACUGGCAUGGGACAUUGCAAUUGGAUGGACAGACCCAAAAAAUAUUCAAGAGCUAGAUGUGAACAUCUUACGCGAAUAUUGCAUGGCAUUUCCUACUAGUGGCCUUGCUCAAGUUCUACAAGGAUUCUUGAGCAGCGAAAUAUCGCCAUUCCCAAAGCCUCCACCUCCAACACCCGUUCAGAAUGAUACCGCAUCAGACGAAAGUGAUGGCGAUGAAGACGAAGGGGGUGGAGUCUCUCUUGAGGGCCCAGCGCUUCUCGAGGACCGCCUACUCAUUAUGACCGAAGGGAUGGCAGAUUCAGGAAAGUCAAUUCUUGCUCAUCGGCUGAUGGGAGAAUACUAUCAGUUUCUUGAGGAGUACGAGAGCGUGGUAGAACUCAUGCGAAAUGGCCGACGCUUGGUGAUGGAGGAGGCGAACAAAAUUGGCCUUAAGUUUGAAAACUCUUCCGAGUCAAUGACUGCUCUACUUGCAACUGCCUUGGUCUUCUACCAAUCGCCGAAAAACCAUCCUGAGGCGAAGGUUUUAUUCGACGGAUUGCUCGUCCGAAAUCCUAGCUCAACGCCUGCCUUGAUAGGUAUCGGGCUCAUCUAUGAAGAGGAGGAAGACUAUCCGGCUGCUAUAGAAUUCCUGGGGCGGGCCCUGAAAAGAGACUCGGGCAAUAUUAAAAUCAAGACAGAAGCUGCAUGGGUAAAGGCGUUGAACGGCGAUUAUUCUCAAGGCAAGGAGGAAUUGGAAGAUUCGAUGUCCAAUAUUGACACUAAGGAUCAAAAAAUGCGAGAACUACUUGCCCAAACUCAAUAUCGGAUUGGAGUCUGCAUGUGGAACAUCGAUACUACAAAGGCAGCCCGGAAAGAUAGGAGCGGCGCCUACUCUUACUUCUUGGCUGCUUUGAAGAGCAAUCUCAACUUUGCACCUGCAUAUACGAGUCUCGGAAUCUACUAUGCCGACUAUUCAAAGGACAAAAAGAGAUCCAGAAAAUGCUUCCAAAAAGCAUUCGAAUUAUCUUCUUCAGAGGUCGAGGCAGCCGAACGACUGGCUAGGAUCUUCGCAGAGCAAGGGGAAUGGGAACUUGUAGAAGUUGUUGCUCGGCGGGUUGUUGAUUCCGGCAAGGUAAGGCCGUCGCCUGGAUCAAAGAAGAAAGGUGUCAGCUGGCCAUUUGCGGCACUUGGGGUGGCCGAAUUAAACAAGCAAGAGUAUGCGAAAAGCAUUGUUUCCUUUCAAUCAGCACUCCGGAUCACACCCAGUGAUUAUCAUUGCUGGGUCGGGCUUGGGGAGAGUUACCACAAUUCUGGGAGAUACAUUGCAGCAACCAAGGCAUUUCAGCACGCAGAAAAGUUCGAGCACGAGGUUGAACAACGGAAGUCUGGUGAGACAUGGUUCGCCAAGCAUAUGCUAGCCAAUGUCAAGCGGGAAUUGGGUGACUACGAUGAAGCAAUUGAGGGAUAUAAAGGAGUGCUGGAGGGACGGCCGACCGAAUCUGGGGUCGCAAUGGCAUUGAUUCAAGCGUUGGUGGAGAGUGCCUGGGAUAGCGUCGAGAAGGGUCUAUUUGGACAUGCUAUCCGCCGCGCCACGGAAACCAUUGAUGCAGCCCUCGGUCUCGUCGAAAGCCGAGCUGAUGCAUUUAAUCUUUGGAGAGCAGCGGGAGAUGCUUGCUCCAUAUUCACAUGGGUGCAAAGUCGCAUUUCAGAUUUCCCGCAUGCAAAAGUCAGACAGCUUUUACAAGCUGGAGACAAUCGAAGUGCUUACAGUGUCUUCGACGAGGUCGAUGGUGUUGGGGUGGAUAUUGUCUUCGCAAACGGACUCUAUUCUGCCGCCGAGGAAGACGGGUUGAAUCUUACGAGGUGCUUCCAUGCAGCUAUUCUUGCUCACAAGAGAGCUAUCCAUGCUUCAGCGCAUGAUUUACAUGCUCAGGCUGUUGCAUACUACAACUUGGGUUGGGCCGAACAUCGGGCUCACGUUUGUGUUAGUCCCGAACUCAAGAAGAAAUCUACAAGAUAUCUUAAGGCAUCUGUGCGUUGUUUCAAGAGAGCUAUCGAACUUGAAGCAGGCAAUUCCGAGUUCUGGAACGCCCUAGGUGCGGUCACCAGCGAGCUGAAUCCGAAGGUUGCUCAGCACUCGUUUGUCCGGAGUUUAUUCUUGAACGAGAGAAGCGCUCAGGCGUGGACGAAUCUCGGAACUUUGUACUUGUUGCAAAAUGACUUUGGCCUUGCCAAUGAUGCAUUUACGCGUGCACAGUCCAGUGACCCAGACUUCGCCCAUGCCUGGGUGGGACAAGGGUUGCUUGCUCUCUUGAUGACAGGAGAUAUAAAGGAAGCAAAUCUACUCUUCACCCACGCCAUGGGGAUAUCCGAGUCUUCCUCUUUAAUCGUACAGCGGCAAUACGCACAAUCUGCCUUCGAUCAGAUUCUUGCCUCCAAGACGCCAUCUAGUAUUACAGAACUUGUUCAACCUUUGUUUGCACUUAAUCAGCUGCAGGCUAUGGCUCCUACAGAUCUAACAUACCAACAUCUGUCCACCUUAUUCUUGGAGCGGAUUAAUGAUCUUCCUUCUGCCGUGGUCGCACUGUCAAAGAUCUGCACAACAGUUGAGGCUGACUACGAAGUCUCUGAAUCUCCUUCAUCGCUUUCUCGAUUUGCCCUUGGAAAAGCAGAUCUUGCUCGAUCUCAAUUGUCUGCUAGGUCUUAUCCAGAAGCUAUCGAUAAUGGCGAAACUGCUCUUCAACUAAGUGCCGAUGAUGCUGGCAAUGAACUUUCAACAGAAGCUCGCCAGAAAUGUCGGCUCUCUGCCCAUCUGACGGUCGGUCUGGCCCACUAUUACUCCGAGAAGCCAGAAACUGCUCUCCAGUACUUCUUACCUGCCCUCGAAGAGUCAAAUGGAAAUCCAGAUGCAUUUUGUCUGCUGGCACAAGUACUGUGGGCAACAGGAGACGAAGGCUCCCGCAACAAAGCUCGAGACAACCUCUUUGACUGCGUUGAGAACCACCCAGAACAUGUGCAGUCCGUCCUCCUCCUCGGAAUUAUCGCCAUCCUCGACCAAGACAGUGAAAGCCUCGAGGCUGUCACUGCCAGCCUUCAAGAUAUCCGCGCUACGAGCACAAUAAGUAAUCGUGAACAGGGACAGGUUGGCGAAGUGCUUCGCGCCAUUGCUGCUUUAUCCGGAAGUAAUCAUGAGAAGGAGGUCUUGACGAAGGUCCAGACGGAUAUCUUCUUACAUCCUAAUCUCCCUCAUGGAUGGGGUCGCCUUGCUGAGAUUGAGGGCGAUGAAUAUACGGCUGAGAUGGCGCUGAAGACGGCGUUAGAGGCUGUUCCUCCAAGGGGUGAGCUUGAGGCUGAUGAUCUUUCGAGGGCGUUUGGGGGAACGGGAAAAGUUGGAGAUGCGCAGAGGGCGGUUAUGUUUGCGCCUUGGGGUAAUGAGGGGUGGUUAUCUUUGAGCGCUGCAUUGUCUGGACGGGAUUGAUGAAGUCAUUAGACUUGGUGCAUGAUAGAUGGAGGUUCUUAUACGAUGAUGAGAAAUUAUAAUGUCAUAUGAAAAUUCCACCCCCUGAUCCGGUGCAGUGGUAUCGUGGUUAGUGGACCCCGGGAUCUCGCGAAGCCUCCUGCUAGCCAACGAAUAGGGGUAGUGGCCAAAUCUCUCAUAUUGCAGAUGCAUCUGCAUUUCUUCUCUGCUAUUACUCUUCAUUAUCCUAAUUCAAGACCAAGGCAAUGCUCCAUGUUCGGGUUCCGGUAUGAGUAACUGCUGUCGUUGGUCGCUGUUUUCCUGC